This is a messenger RNA of Funneliformis geosporum, 978 nucleotides long. The record is from the annotation of a GenBank genome assembly. Lineage: Eukaryota; Fungi; Glomeromycota; Glomeromycetes; Glomerales; Glomeraceae.
AUGUCAAACAAUCGAUAUUAUAACCGUAAUCAUAACGCUCCACCCCAACAGGAACGAAAACGAUCAAACGAAUGGCCAAAAAAAAGUAAUACAACUCUUCCGUCAAAAGAACAACUAUCAAUUUCCGAGGUACCUUAUGUUGACACACACGCGCAUUUACAUUACGUUCUAGAAAAACUACCAGACGUAUUUAAUAUAACCUCUUAUGAUAUAUUAAAACGAGAUCAUUUUCCAUCAAAUUUUGAAAGUUGUAUAAAUGUAUUAUGUGAUCCAUUAUCUUUCAAUUCAAAUGAAAUAUUUCCAAAUACGUUUAUGGAUUGGCAAGUAAUGGCAAAGACAUCAUUUAUGUAUUUAGCAGUUGGAGUACAUCCGCAUAAUGCAAAAGAUUAUAAUGAUUAUGUUGAAAAUAAUAUGAUGAGUAUCCUUAAUCAUCCGAAAUGUAUCGCACUAGGAGAAAUUGGUCUGGAUUAUCAUUAUAAAAAUUCCCCAAAAGAUAUUCAAAAACGUGUUCUAUUGAAGCAAAUUGAAAAAGCUAUUAAAUUGGAAAAACCUUUAGUUAUACACACUCGUGAAGCUGAAGAAGAUACUUGGGAAAUAUUAAGUAAUAAUGUACCCAAAGAAUGGAAAAUUCAUGUUCAUUGUUUCACCGAUUCUCCUCGAUUUGCAAAACAAUUAUUAGACCAUUUUCCUAAUCUUUAUAUCGGUAUAACUGGCGUUGUUACUUUUGGUUCUGCUAAAAAUACUCAAAAUAUCAUCAAAGAUAUUGUUCCUUUAAAUAGAAUUUUAUUAGAAACUGAUGCUCCUUACAUGAUUCCCGCCAAAUUAAAUAAAAAUAAGAGAUCUUUUGACAAAGUCACUAUUAGUCAUUCUGGAAUGAUUCCUUUGGUUGCCGAAAAAAUUGCUCAACUUAAAGGAAUCGAAUUGGAUGAAGUCAUGAGGAAUGCGAGAGAGAAUACAAGAAAUAUGUAUGGCGUUUAA